AUGGUCGGCCCGAGCAGCGCCCCCAUGCAUGAGUUGCUCAUGCGCCGCCACCAUUCAAUUGCUUUGUACCAUCCAAGUCCACCUCUGCACGUUUCACACUACAACACGUCCAGCAUGUCAUCGCUCAACCUCGCCCGCCUCGCUAUUCGCUCUUGCUACUCGCCUGCUGCUCGUCGCGCCAUCAGCACGUCGCCAGCCGUGCGCUCAUCAUGGUCUCCCGGCCCUUCGCCGCCACGCCUUCCCAAGGACGAGCAGGAAGUCUUCGACAAGCUCAUGAAGCAAUCUACUGGUGCUUUCAGCACUCCCCAGCAAGCCCCUGAGGAAACCGUCGCCGAAGCCGCCUCUUCCAAGCCUCAAGUCAAUCAAUCGCCUCAGAUCAACCAGUCGCCCGCUCUCAAGGCAGACGGCAAGGGAGAAGAACUACACCCAAAUGUCCGCCGCGGUGCUCNNCCCCCAGAGUUUGAGGGUGAUGUCAACCCUCAGACCGGCGAGGUUGGCGGUCCCAAGAACAACCCCUUGCGAUGGGGUCACCAGAGCGACUGGAGUUACAAUGGCCGUGUUACCGACUUCUGA
Molecule: messenger RNA, 573 nt
Organism: Aureobasidium uvarum
Lineage: Eukaryota; Fungi; Ascomycota; Dothideomycetes; Dothideales; Saccotheciaceae
Source: the annotation of a GenBank genome assembly